This is a messenger RNA of Lathyrus oleraceus (garden pea), 624 nucleotides long. RefSeq lists its product as uncharacterized. The coding region runs from base 60 to 434 and encodes 124 amino acids. The transcript has 4 exons. Gene Ontology annotation, cellular component: chloroplast envelope. Lineage: Eukaryota; Viridiplantae; Streptophyta; Magnoliopsida; Fabales; Fabaceae. The record is from RefSeq and is a predicted model, not a curated record.
ACCCACUCUCACUUCAUCUAUGACAUGUGUUGGUUGUGAAGUGUGUAGAAAAAUAGAUAAUGUCGAAAAACACUUCCUUCCAAGACGAUGUGCCAUGGAGAGCUUCAUCAUCUUCACUAAAACCAUUACCCAAAAUUCACCACUCUCCCAUUCUUCGCGUUUCUCACACACCUCUCUCCGAUUAUGCAAUUUCCAUCAUGAGGCAUCCAGAUCCUAUAGGGAAUGGUUUGAGUGAUGAGGCUAUAGUGGAAGCAGCUGGUCCUGAAUGCUUAGUACCUGGUCAAAUUACUCCCAUUAAACUACUUGGUCUCAAGGUCUGGCCUAUCGAAGUUGACUUGAAAUUUUUGGAACCCGUCGGGCGAGAACUUAAGGCGCUUGGGAAGGUCUUGGAUGAUGCUGUGGAACUUAUGAACAAAUCAUUCAUAGAUCGCUGAUACGAUGAUAUUUAUGAAAGGUGAAGAUUCGGCUCGUUUUGUAUCCAGUCUUAGUACUUACAUUUUCCCAAGAGAGCAAUCUAAGACAGUUUUGUCCUGAACCCCUUCCUUCCCCAUUUCUUUUAGUAUACCUCUUUUCUAAUCACUUAUUUAACUUGUUCAUAAAAGUCUAGUACCUCUUUUUUAAUCA